This is a messenger RNA of Malania oleifera, 2029 nucleotides long. RefSeq names its product pectinesterase/pectinesterase inhibitor PPE8B-like. Lineage: Eukaryota; Viridiplantae; Streptophyta; Magnoliopsida; Santalales; Ximeniaceae. Bases 307 to 1971 code for a protein of 554 amino acids. The record is from RefSeq and is a predicted model, not a curated record. Gene Ontology annotation, biological process: cell wall modification. Gene Ontology annotation, molecular function: pectinesterase inhibitor activity; pectinesterase activity. The transcript is spliced from 4 exons.
AUCACUUUGGUAAAAGCACCGACGCGACAGCCCAAUUUGACGUCCCAUUUGCCUUUGCACCCUAACGCGUAGAUCCGGGCCCCCACCGCCCGCCCCCUCCCUCCCGCGGCCUAAUUCACUAAAUUCGCCGUCUUCAAUGCUCUCACUGUCCCGCCAACCCACGUUUCUUGCUUUUUAUUACGCCUUCCCUCGGAGUUCGAUCUCCAAUUCAUAUUUUCAUACACCUUCGUAACUCAUUCAUGCGUGCAUUUAGCCAUUAGAUAGCUGGCGAGCGAAGAGCCUGUGCAUGCGGUUUAAUCCCCCACAAUGGCUGGCCGGCAGUACGACUCGUAUCAUCAUCUCUCCAACUUCUUGCCCCAGUUAAUAUUACUCCUGGUGAUCAAUGUCAUCGUGCUUUGUCAUUGCGCUUCGCCAUCUAUUGGUCGGCCGAACUUAGUGGCAGACGCUCCCUCUUCGGCUUUCAUCCGGUCCCUGGAGUCCUCCAUCAACGCCAUACAAAGGGUCACAUCUGUGGUCUCCCGGUUCACCCAUAUUGCUCUUCACGAUUUUCGUCUUUCUAAUGCUGUUUCCGACUGUCUUGAUUUGCUCGAAUUUUCCGCCCAAGAAUUGAGCUGGACUCUCUCCGCUGCUCAGAAUCCCACCGGCAAAGAUAAUAGUACAGGUGACGUGAGUUCUGAUUUGAGGACGUGGUUGGGGGCGGCACUGGGUAAUCAGGAAACGUGCAUGGAAGGAUUUGAAGGCACUAACAGCUUGGUGAAAGCGGCGGUGGCAGGAGGCCUCGACCAAAUCACUUCGUUAGUUCGCGACGUUCUCGCCAUGUUGCACCCGCCGGCAAGAGGCGGCGGCGGUAAGGGUCAUGAUCAGCGGGGACGAAAGCGGAAGCUAAUGAUGAUCAAGGGUAAUGAUAACACACAGGGUCUUGGCCAUGGGUCUGCUUUUCCGCACUGGAUUAGAUCUAAAGACCGAAAACUGCUACAGGCAACUGGAACGCCAUCAAUGGCGGCGGAUGUGGUGGUGGCUGCUGAUGGCAGCGGGAAUUACACGAGGGUGAUGGACGCGGUGUUGGAAGCCCCCGACUACAGCUCGGGCCGCUAUAUCAUUUACAUAAAGAGGGGCGUGUACCAUGAGAAUGUGGAGAUCAAGAAGAAGAAAUGGAACCUCGUGAUGAUUGGCGAUGGUAUGGACCUCACCAUUAUCACCGGCAAUCGCAGCUUCGUAGAUGGCUGGACAACAUUUCGCUCUGCCACAUUUGCUGUGGGCGGGAGAGGGUUUAUGGCACGAGACAUGACCUUCGAGAACACAGCGGGGCCGCAGAAGCACCAGGCGGUGGCACUCCGAUCAGACUCUGAUCUCUCGGUGUUCUACCGAUGCGGGGUGAGGGGCUACCAGGACACCUUGUACGCCCACUCCUUGCGCCAGUUCUACCGAGAAUGUCACAUCAGUGGCACUGUGGACUUCAUAUUUGGGGACGCCACCGCCGUCUUCCAGAACUGCCAAAUUCUCGCGAAAAGGGGGUUGCCCAAUCAGAAGAACACCAUAACCGCUCAGGGACGCAGAGACCCCAAUCAGCCCUCCGGGUUUGCCAUCCAGUUCUCCAACAUCUCUGCCGACUCCGAUCUCCUGCAGAGCAAUACUACUACUACUACGCUGAUCACUUACCUCGGCCGGCCUUGGAAGUUGUACUCCCGCACCAUCAUCAUGCAGUCCUACAUAAGCAGCGCCGUCAGGCCCGAGGGAUGGCUCGAGUGGAACGGGGAUUUCGCCCUUGACACCCUCUUCUAUGCCGAGUAUCUGAACUAUGGCCCCUCUGCCGGACUCGGUAGCCGGGUUAGGUGGGCUGGUUUCCAUCCACUCAACGACUCUUCCCAAGCCGCUAACUUUACGGUGGCUCAGUUCAUUGAUGGCAACUUAUGGUUGCCCCCAACCGGAGUCAGAUACAUCGCGGGUUUGACGAGAACUCAGUACCUGUAGGAGUAGAUCAGUCAGUUCAUGCGAAAAGAUGACGAGACAUUCCAAACUUGCUAGGAGA